Messenger RNA from Mycena indigotica, 1416 nucleotides. RefSeq lists its product as uncharacterized. The coding region runs from base 1 to 1416 and encodes 471 amino acids. The record is from RefSeq and is a predicted model, not a curated record. The transcript has 6 exons. NCBI's taxonomy places the organism in Eukaryota, Fungi, Basidiomycota, Agaricomycetes, Agaricales, Mycenaceae.
AUGCCAGCCUCAAUUUCGGAGGAGGAGAUUGCUGCUGCUGCAAAAUGCAAUGCAUUUCUGUUUCCGGCCAGGGAGGGUAAUGGCAGCGAAAAACACAGUCUGGCCGGCAAGUCCAAGAACGAGCUUCAAGAGCUCCUUCGCGUAUACAACCUCCCGUUCACCGGAAACAAGCCUAUUCUCGAGAAGCGCCUCCAAGAAUUCAGCAUCCAAUACUGUGCUGAUCCUGCCAACUGGUGCGACUUUUCUUUUUCUCUGCCCCUCAUUCUCAUUCUUAUGUGUACUCUAUUCAGUCGCAAAGGAAAGAGAGCUUCCGCUCUGCGUGCACACAAGGGACCACGUGAAGAUACCAAGAAGACCAAAACCAAGCUGUCCGACACUCGUCGUGCCAACAUCAUCGAUACCGAACGUGUUACAGAGCGUUCUAAGGACAAUCGCACAGAGAAUGACAAGAAGGACAUGCGGGAAUGGGCCAAACGAACGUGUGCAAGGCUACCAUACCGAGCUCCACCAUUUCAGCAGCAGAAUCCACCUCCGGCACAACCAUUCAUUCCACAGGAGGGUCCUGCAACCGUUCCUGUUGUUCCCGUUGUUAUAACUGAGGUAGCUGACGUUUCGGCACGACUCGAGGUGCUCGAAAGUCGGCUAGCUAUCCUCUCCUCGUCAAGGGCGGCACCAUGGGACUGCAACCCGCAACCAUAUGAGCAAGUUACGGCCACGAACAACACAUUCAUGGGGGGAUUCAAUGACUUAGAUUGGUCCCAACAACCCCAACCUGUCUCAGCUCCACCAGCGCCAGCACCUAUGGAUAUUGACUCAACUGGCUUCACCUACGAUAUCGAAAUGCUCGAAUAUGAAAUACCCUGCGGACCGCUCGCUGGUUCUUGGGGACGGGACCAUAUUUCCCGUUACUGGCCUGAUGAGAUCAUGAGCGUUAGCGUUCCUGCCAACUCAUUCGCCAAAGAUUUCGGGUUACUGAAUGAGAUGUGGGAUGAUAGCUCACCUUUUUGGAAGGAUAAAUCGUUGGUACAAAUUCGUGGUCGGCACAUUGCGAUUAUCCAUUGGCGGGGGCUAUUCAAAGGUACUGGUCAAUGGUCUGCUCAUAAAUCAGCGUGGACAGAGUGGAAGUUUCUAGUCGAACGAUAUCGGCGUGGUACUAUGGAAGACUUCUGGGCCGACUUCACCCGAAAUGGCACACGAAUGAACUACACGGCCAUCUUGAAGAAGCUGCGGGAGGAGCGUGGAGUAAGGAAUCGUCAGUUGGUGGAACAAGCACGGGCAGAGUAUGGUAGCAGGUUUUCCGAGGUAUUCUCCUACGUAUCAUCACAGAAAGGUGACCGUGUUGUGAUGACUCAUGAGUCUCAUAUUGCAGAAGAGUACAAACGUCUGAAAAAGCGGGAUGGAAUCGAAAUUGACUAG